AUGGAGCCCGAGGAGAUGGAGGCACUUCGUCGUGACCCUGCCCUGGGUGAGUUUCAGCGCAAAUGGAAGACGCAGGUCUACUGCUCUUUGCGCGCCAAGGAGGCGAAUCAGCGGCUGGAUGCAGCAGCGAAGAGGCUCUCCGCAGACGAGCCGGGUCGCUUGCGGGAGGCCCAUGGCCGGCAGUACUGGCUCGAGACCUCCAGCGAGCUUCUCCAGACGAUUCACCUGGUUUGGGGCGACUGGUACCUAAGCUGCCUCUACCCGAAGAUGGCGCGACUGGCACUGGAGCUCAUCGCGAGGUAUGGCAAGGCCAUGGCUUCCCUCGCCGAUGGCUCUGGGGGCAGCGAAGGUGCUGGCUGGGACGCGGGAGCUUCGCCGCCUGCUUGGUCACCAACGUCGUUGCCUGUGCAACUCACACGUGCAGCGGCAGACAUUCUCAAGGUUAUCGAAGACCUUUCGGCGAGCCCUUCUCCCGGGCUGGUUGCGAAGUUCUUUCUUGACAGGCUGCCAGCGGCUACUGAUGGCCAAAAGCCCACCGAGUUGGCCUGCGCAUUGCUGGCCGACGCAUCUGAAGGUCUCGGCCCAGCUUUGGCUGCUCUCAAGGAGGUCGUGCUCAAGCAGGUCAUCGCUGCAAUCCUUCCCCAGUUUGCGGCUAUUCGCGGCAUCCCUGCGUUUUAUCGCAUGCUCAACAAGCCGGUUCCCACGAAGGCAUCUCCUUACGUGGAGUCCGCCAUCAGGCCAUUGACAGCAUUUCAAGAUGUCCUUGUCAGUGCGGCCAUGGGUGGCACAGCUGCAGCUUCCGAAUGGCUCAGCGAUAUCGUCGAUGGCGCUUCGCAGGAGUUCACCUCGCAGGCCACGCAGCUGAUCGAGCUCACUCGGCAGCAGGAGGCUUCCCUUCGACGACUGGGGGGCCGAGGUUCUGGAGGGGAGGUCUCCGACUUGGAGAAGAUCCAUCUGCAGCUUUGCCUCGAUGUGGACACCUUCGUCGGCCUUGCGUCGAAACCUGCCGCAAAUGCUCAAGGUCUGACGAAGCUGACCGAGGCGGUCGCGGGAAUUCGCCGAUCGGAGGACAACUUUGUCUUGCCUUCUUGCAAUUGUUAG
This is a messenger RNA of Symbiodinium sp. CCMP2592, 1101 nucleotides long. The record is from the annotation of a GenBank genome assembly. NCBI's taxonomy places the organism in Eukaryota, Dinophyceae, Suessiales, Symbiodiniaceae.